This is a messenger RNA of Pollicipes pollicipes, 2233 nucleotides long. Its product is annotated as anoctamin-1. The transcript has 16 exons. The record is from RefSeq and is a predicted model, not a curated record. Gene Ontology annotation, molecular function: chloride channel activity; protein dimerization activity. The coding region runs from base 60 to 2060 and encodes 666 amino acids. Gene Ontology annotation, biological process: chloride transmembrane transport. NCBI's taxonomy places the organism in Eukaryota, Metazoa, Arthropoda, Thecostraca, Pollicipedomorpha, Pollicipedidae. Gene Ontology annotation, cellular component: plasma membrane.
UGUCUUUCAUUUUGAAGCGGAAGUGGUUUGUAAAGCAGGUCACCACCCAGCAGCCAAAAAUGGACUUCGGCAUCGACAAACUGCUGUCGGACAAGACGUAUUUGGCCAGCUACGCCCCGCACGAGGGCGACUACAAGCGGCGGGGCAAUGCGCGCGCCCUGCUCUACUACGAGUGGGCCUCCCUGCGCAAAUUUUACCGGCACCAGCCGCUCGACUACGUGGAGGACUACUUCGGCGUCAAGAUCGGCAUGUACUUCGCCUGGCUGGGCUUCUACACAUAUGCCCUCAUCCCGCCGGCCAUCGUCGGCAUCAUCUGCUUCCUCUACGGCAUCAUCACGCUUUACGACGACGUGCCCACAAACGACAUCUGCGAGAACAAGGACGUCCUGAUGUGCCCGAUCUGUGACGUGUUCUGCGACUUCUGGCGGCUGAAUGAGACGUGUGUGCACUCGCGGGUCACCUACCUCGUUGACAAUCCGUCCACGCUCUUCUUCGCCAUCUUCAUGUCCUUCUGGGCCGCGCUGUUCCUGGAGUUUUGGAAGCGCUACUCCGCCGAGAUUACCCACCGCUGGGACCUGACUGGUUUCGACGUGAAGGAGGAGCACCCGCGGCCGGAGUACCUCACCAAGCUGAAGGACCUGAGACAGGAGGUGAACGUGGUAACGAAGCAGCUGGAGCCGCAUGUCAGCUUCUGGAAGAUGCGAUUCCCGCGGAUCAUGCUGAGCGUCUCCAUCGUUCUCCUGCUGAUCACCGUGGCCAUCGCCAUCAUCAUCGGCGUGGUGUUGUACCGGCUGUCGGUGCUGGCCUCGCUGGCCUACUGGAAGGACGACUACGUCAGCAGCUACGCCAUGCUCUUCACCAACGCCACCGCGGCCACCAUCAACCUGGUGAUAGUGCUGCUGCUGAAUCAGGUGUAUGACCGGCUGGCUGAGUACCUGACGGACCUGGAGCUGCCCCGCACCCAGUCUGAGUACGACGACAGCCUCACCCUCAAGAUCUACCUGCUGCAGUUCAUCAACUACUACGCGUCCAUCUUCUACAUCGCUUUCUUCAAGGGCCGCUUCCACGGCUACCCGGGGAAGUACAACCGUAUCGCUGGCUUCCGUCAGGAGGAGUGCGGCCCGGGCGGCUGUCUGCUGGAGCUCACCAUGCAGCUGGCCAUCAUCAUGGUGGGCAAGCAGGCGCUGCUCACCAUCUGGGAGAUGGUGCUGCCGAAACUGUUCACCUGGAUCGGGGACCUGAGCAAGCUGCUGACCCAAAGGAAGGAGGACGACCGCGUGCUGCCCCGCUGGGCGGCCGACUUCCGGCUGCUCGACUGGGGGCCCCAGAGCCUCUUCUGGGAGUACCUGGAAAUGGUGAUCCAGUUCGGCUUCGUCACCAUCUUCGUGGCGUCGUUCCCGCUGGCACCGCUGUUCGCCAUCCUCAACAAUGUGCUGGAGAUGCGGCUAGACGCGCGCAAGCUGCUCUCGUUCUACCGGCGGCCAGUGGGCCAGCGUGUCCGCGACAUAGGCAUCUGGUACCGCAUUCUCAACACCGUCGGCAAGCUGGCCGUACUUAGCAACGCCUUCAUCAUCGGCUUCACGUCCAACUUCAUCCCACGGCUGGUCUACCAGAUGAGGGUCAGCGAGAACGGCACGCUCGCCGGCUACAUGAACCACAGCCUGGCCGUGUUCCGCGUGGCUGACUUCCCGGAGCGCUACCGGCCCGUGGUUGACAACGCGACGCGCAUCGAUACGUGCAGGUACCUGGACUACCGGCUGGGCCCGGACGCGGCCGACCCGUACGCGCCGGACACGCUCUACUGGCACGUGCUGGCCGCUCGGCUCAUCUUCGUGCUGAUAUUCGAGAAUGUGGUGUACGUGAUCAUGCAGCUGAUCUGCUGGAUCACGCCCGACAUCCCGCGCAAGCUGAAGGAGCGCAUCCAGCAGGAGAACUACCUGGUGCAGGAGAUGAUCGUCGAGAUGGAGCUUUACCGGGCGCGGGGCGAGGACCCCAGCAAUCUGGGCUGCACCCUGCUGCAGCGACUGGUCGGCGACCCCGAGCUAAGUCUCACGGGAUAAUGGGCAUUCGGGUCUGAAAGCGCUGCUUUGAGAACGUUCCAUAUGAAGCCUUUCGCUGAGAGGUCCAUGCUGAUGGCCGAGCCCACUGAGCGUCAGGCGGUGUCCCGCAACUCGAGCGGCACGGAGAAGGAUCACAUCUCGGACUACGAGUCAGCCAUUCUGACGUGAGCGCC